This is a messenger RNA of Pararge aegeria (speckled wood butterfly), 5195 nucleotides long. RefSeq names its product lethal(2) giant larvae protein (gene l(2)gl). Bases 109 to 3357 code for a protein of 1082 amino acids. Gene Ontology annotation, biological process: regulation of protein secretion; cortical actin cytoskeleton organization; regulation of establishment or maintenance of cell polarity. The transcript is spliced from 25 exons. The record is from RefSeq and is a predicted model, not a curated record. Lineage: Eukaryota; Metazoa; Arthropoda; Insecta; Lepidoptera; Nymphalidae. Gene Ontology annotation, cellular component: cytoplasm; plasma membrane; cortical actin cytoskeleton. Gene Ontology annotation, molecular function: myosin II binding; GTPase activator activity; syntaxin binding.
CGCGGCAGGGUAUGGGAGGCGCUUCGUAGUCAAGCAACUGCCUGUCAGUCGGCUUUACGGUGCCGGUCGGACUACUUGUUCGUUGUUCUGUGCGCCUAGUAUGAUAACAUGGCCGGCAGAAUGCUAAAGUUUAUACGCGGUAAGGGGCAGCAGCCCUCUGCAGAGAGGCAGAAACUGCAAAAUGAACUGUUUGCUUUCCGCAAGACAGUACAACAUGGCUUUCCACACAGAGCGUCUGCGCUCGCCUGGGAUCCUCUUCUUAGGCUCUCAGCUCUUGGCACAGCAACUGGUGCCCUUAAAGUAUACGGUCGACCCGGCGUUGAACUGUAUGGACAACACACUAACCCAGAAUCGGCCGUCACACAUAUUCAUUUCAUACCAGGUUCUGGGCAAUUAAUUUCACUCUGCGACGACAACAGCCUACAUUUAUGGGAAAUCAACGAGAAAUCCCUUGUAGAGCUAAAGUCGCACGUAUUCGAAGGAAAAAAUAAGAAGAUUUCGGCGAUAUGCGUGGAAUCUUCCGGGAAGAACCUGCUCCUGGGUACUGAGGGUGGAAACGUUUACACUCUCGAUUGUAAUGCUUUAACUAUUAACGAGGAUGUUAUUUAUCAAGAUGUCGUCAUGCAAAACUGCCCAGAGGACUUCAAAUUGAACCCUGGUGCUGUAGAAGCAGUAUGCGAACACCCAAAAGUUCCAACCAAAAUCCUUAUUGGCUACAACAGAGGACUAGUAGUCCUCUGGGAUCGUGUCAGUUCCACACCCACGCACACCAUUGUGUGCAACCAACAGCUCGAGAGCUUGUGCUGGAACGAUGAAGGAGAGCACUUCACAUCAUCACACAACGACGGGUCGUACGUUACUUGGGAAGUGGCGAGUACGGCCAGCGAUAGACCCCUGAAAGAACCGGUCACACCGUACGGCCCCUACCCAUGCAAGUCCAUUACCAAGAUCCUCAAUAGGACUAGUGUGAACGGCGAAGAGGUCACCAUAUACGCUGGUGGUAUGCCAAGAUCGCCAUAUUCUGACAAAUACACUGUCACGGUACAACAGGGAGAUAAACAUGUUGCGUUUGACUUUACAAGUCGGGUUAUUGAUUUCUUCACAACAACACCGGUUCCGCCCGACGGAGUGCCUCUGCAAGAAGAGAGACCCGCUACUCCCGCUCAGAUACAAGUGCAGACUGUCAACCAAGUAGCUGCUGCUCUGGUGGUGCUGGUAGAAGAGGAGCUCGUUGUUAUCGACCUUUGCGACGAGAAGUGGCGUCCGUUACGGCUGCCGUACUUAGUGUCCGUGCACGCGUGCGCAGUGACUACCGCGACCCUCGUGGACAACGUGGCCGACAAUGUGUACGAUAAUAUUGUGGCUGCAGGCAAUAAACAAACCGAGAACUUAUACUCUGAGAGUCCGUGGCCCAUAUCAGGCGGUAUCGUAGAGAGUCCAGAGCCGUCCGAAAGACAAAUACUACUGACGGGCCACGAAGACGGCUCCGUACGGUUCUGGGACGUGACAGGCGUGGUUAUGACUCCGCUCUAUAAAUACACCACUGCUACGCUUUUCAGUGGUGAAGAAAUAGGCGAGAAUAACGACAGCCAAAACGACGAAGAGGAAUGGCCUCCUUUCCGCAGAAUUGGGACCUUUGAUCCUUAUAGUGAUGAUCCCCGUCUCGCCGUUAAACGAGUUCUGCUGUGCCCCUUAUCUGGUAUGCUGACGAUUGGUGGAGCAGCUGGACACAUAGUUAUCGCCAGUUUGAAGACAACCCCCAGUACUGCAGAAGUAAAGUCGAUACCUGUGAAUAUCGUCUCAGACCGCGACGGGUUCGUGUGGAAGGGUCACGACCAAUUGACGCUGCGUUCCGGUGCUCUUACGUUCCCUGCGGGGUAUCAGGCGAGUGCAGUAGGCCAGCUGUCGCCGCCGGCCGCUGUAACAGCAUUGGCGGCUCAGUGGGAGUGGGGCGUGGUUUGCGUCGGCACUGCGCACGGACUCGCGCUGCUAGACGCUCUGCGUGUUGCGCCCAUCACACACAAGUGCACGCUCAACCCGCACGAUCAUUCCGGUGCUGGCGACACGCCGAUCUCAAGGAGAAAGUCAUUCAAAAAGUCCCUCAGGGAAUCAUUCAGAAGACUUCGAAAGGGCAGAUCACAACGGCGUCAAACUACGACUUCAGCAAGUCCUACGUCACCGACACAACCAGCUAAAAGGAUAGCGGAUAAAAUAAGCGAAACGGACGCUGAAGUGAAACCAAUAGAACGUGCCGUGGAAGCGAGACCUACAGAUGACGCGUUUGGUUCAAUGGUUCGGUGCUUAUACUUCGCCCGUACCUUCCUUAUAAAUACACAAACAUCUACCCCGACGUUAUGGGCGGGCACGAACAAUGGAACCGUAUACGCUUUCACGAUAAACGUUCCUAACACAAACAAGCGGAAAGAAGAUCCGGUAACGUGUCAACUUGCGAAGGAAAUACAACUAAAGCACCGAGCUCCCGUUAUAGGUAUUACAGUAUUGGAUGGCGCUGCUGUACCUCUACCCGACCCGUUAGAGGUAGAACGUGGGGUGUCACCACUGCCCGAGAGCGGUACGCACCGAGUAGUGAUCACUUCGGAGGAACAGUUCAAGGUGUUCAGUUUACCAGCGCUGAAGCCACACAACAAGUACAAGCUGACCGCGCACGAGGGUGCAAGGGUGCGACGCACUGCGUUCUCGUGGUUCGAAUGCGGUGGGAGCGGGGCGGAUAGACAUCGCGAAUGGUGCUUGCUCUGUCUCACCAACUUGGGAGACUGCCUCGUGCUGUCACCCGACCUACGCCGACAGCUUAACGCAGCCGCAGUACGCAAGGAAGACAUUAACGGUAUUUCGAGUUUGUGCUUCUCGAAACGCGGCGAAGCUCUCUACUUACAUUCCUCUUCAGAACUGCAGAGGAUUACACUUUCUGCGACCAAGGUGACAAUUGCUCAAUGCCACGUGCUACUGUCGCCGUGGGCGGUCAAUCUGCGCGGUCCGCAAGAGGAGACGCCCCUCACUAAUGGAGAACACAGAGAAGAGCCAUCAGUAGCGGAAGCAGUUCAUGAUGUGACAGCCGCCUCGGGCGACAUAACCGUGGACUCUGUGCGCGACCACGCUGCCGAAGCGCCGGAGUUAAAUAUUAACCUACAGAACUCGCAAGUGAACACAAGCUCGAUGGUGGUGAAAACGACGACGCGGACAAACGUUAAUGAGAACAGCAUGGACGGCGUCACCACCACCACCACCACCACUACCACCAAUAACUCCACCACGGAAAACACGGACGAACUCCAAGUAGUGCCGAAACACAAGCGGGCGUCACGCACGACUGAGAAGAGCGUGCGAUGGUACUCAUGAGGUACAUGUACACACAGACGGGCACCGUGACAGUACCAGCAGGCACCGAUCCCAAGCUGAUCCUCGAGAUGUUUGACCGCCAAAGGGCGCCGCUGGCAGUGCCCGUGCCGCCGGCUGAGUCCUAACCACACCACUUCCCACCGCUGCGAACCGCUAGUUAUAAGUGUAGCCUAAGUAUCUAUACUGACGAAAAAGAUUUAAACCGCAAGUCAACUGCAAAAUUGCAGUUGAUAUAAGUGCAUACACACGCACGCAGUUCUUAUAGUAUAGCCAAAAGAUAUAUGCAGUCAGACAGCAUUUCAAGUGCUAGUCAACUGCAAAAUUGCAGUUGACAUUACUUCAUCGAUCGUUGUAUACCCAAGACCAAGGAAUAUAAGUAGACAAAGCAUUAUUAAGUUAUUUUUCACCGUCAAUAUACGUUCUCGUUUUAUAGCCGUAUUAAAAUAAUACGACUUAAAUAAGAUGUGGCUAAGACGGCGACAGUCAUUCUUCAGAAUACUGAGAAAAAUAUUAAAAGUUUUUAUCGCCUGUUGUGUAUAUUUAUAACGAGGCAGCGUAACUAGAACUCAGAUAUUGAGAAUUCAAUGUGUAAGUGUCAUAUUUUAUUUGACACUUUUUUCACGUCUAUUCACAAUCGUUGGCUAAUCUUAUUUAGAUGGUCACAAAAGUAUGUAAAAUUUAGUAUUCUGAAAAUAAACUUGCAGUUGGUAAUCUAUAUAUAUUACUUUACGAUACUUGGAGAAAAUCGCACCGUAAGGUUUUCACCAUUUUGGUAACCAGAUGAUGUUCCACCAAUCUGAUAUCGCCGUAUGCGUUUGACAGGAACUGAUGCGUUGUCUACGUAUUAUAAUUGUCUUUGAGUAGAGCUCUUGCAAUGAUAGAUGAGUUGUACUUACAAAUCUCUUGUUUCAAGACUGAGUUGAAAAUGUGCUACUAUCAAAAAAUGUGUGUCAUUGCAACUUAGGUGUUGUUAAUUAUCUGUCGCAUUGUUUUUAAUAGUACGUAGGAUAUCAUUUAGACAAUGACAUGAGACGCAUCCACACCACACAUAUUAGCUAUCUUUGAUACUUUUUGACAGAAAGAUUAACUGUGGACGUGCGAGGAAGAUUCCCACCACAUACCCACAUCUGUAAUGUUUAUUGCAGACUCGUUAUACAGCUUAAUGUACGAAAAUUAAACAAGAAACUAUGCUAUCCUACGCGUGCUUUAUUCUCUUCUACUGGCAUUGCAAGAGCUAUAAGUACCUACAUCUUUUACCUAAUUCAUCUUCACACCAAAAUGACAAUGUAAACUUUAGAUGACCUUCGUAUUUUAAGAUGUAACGUCGUUUUUUACCCUCCACGAAGCUAGUAGUAGAUUUUGUACAAUAUAAGAAUUGUAUCGAUUUAAAAAAGAAAACCCGGCGACGAAAUUUUAUUUUAUGUCGUCAUAUGAAUGCAGUUUAAUAAAUUAUAGAAGAGUAUUGACUAAAGUAGGAUUUGUACAAUUAUUAAUCAAUGGUUAAAAGAAUAAUUCACCGCAGUCCUUGUAAUGAUAGCUAUCACAAUAAAUUCAUAAUUCAGAGAUUUUGCAGUUUUAUAAAGCACGGGAAACUAAAUAAAAACUUUUUUCGUUUUUUUUUUCUUGCUUGGUGAAAAUUUCUGCCAAAGUCGCGAACUUUAAUGAAGUUCGGUUGGUCAUUUGGGUAGAGGUAAACGCAAUUUGAUAAAACUGUGUUUAGAAUCACAUUACUGUUCACGAUUUGUAUAUUAUGUAUGUAUAUUGCGAAAUCUAUUGAUGUUAUAGGUAGAAAAGCUAGCUCAAUUGCUGCACUUUUAAAAAUUGGCUAAUUAGCCAAC